This is a messenger RNA of Kwoniella mangroviensis CBS 8507, 537 nucleotides long. RefSeq lists its product as uncharacterized. The transcript has 2 exons. The record is from RefSeq and is a predicted model, not a curated record. Lineage: Eukaryota; Fungi; Basidiomycota; Tremellomycetes; Tremellales; Cryptococcaceae. Bases 1 to 537 code for a protein of 178 amino acids.
AUGACAUCCACUCACCAUCAUCAUAAUCCACAUCUGCAGAGUAAACAUGAUACCAAUCUAGUAACCUCUAAAGCCACCCAUCAUCACUCUCACUUGCCACUUGAUAGUCCUGGUUUUGGGCACGCUGGUCACCCAUCGCACCACGGGCACAAGCACCAUCAGCAUGAAGAAGAUACCUCGUACAACCAACCAUGGUCCAUCCAAAUAACCCAAGAAGAACUUGGGUUCUUGAAUUUUUUUCUACAGAUGAUACCUCACAUUUUCUCCAGUCCGUAUCAUUACGAGCUAGCUAUAGCCCCGGCAUUGGGAUACGAGAGAGCUAAAGAACUGUCUCAUGCUAUGGUGACACCCAUUACCCAUAAUACAUUCUCAUAUGUCUCUCCGGACGGUAAGAAACAUAUGGGUCAGGUUGAUCAAAGGCAUUCUCAUACGGUCAUCAUAGAAAUGCCUUUCUCACCUUUAUACGGAGGUGGUGGAGGGGUGAUUAAGAAGGAGUUUGUAGAGCAGGAGUUUCCGCCCAAUGGAGAUAUUCCAUAA